AUGGGCGUUGUUGCCGCGUUGGCCGACGCGCUUAAUGCCAGGGAAGACGGUUUGAAGUUGCUUCUUUCCGUUUUAGCAGGUAAUAAGACUAUAAAUUUACUUUUUAAGAGAGGUAAAUUGUUUAAGGAUAUCCGUUGGCCGUGAUUCAUAGGACAUUUUUGUAUAAUAAGCCGAAAAAUGUGCAACACGCGUUUUUUGUUGCAAUUGGGCUUCUUCUCUACGUUUGGAAUUAUGGUUUGUUCAAGUAUCUUUUUUUCAGUUAUUAAAGGUUCAUUAGUCUGAUUUAAGUCGAAAAGCUGGUUUCAGUGUUAUUCUUGUUCAUUUGCAGUUUAAAAACCUCAGGAAAUGUUUUAAAAAGUUAUUAGAAAAGAAUAAAAGUAAGAACUUAUUGAAAUUCAGGAAUGGCCGUGGUUCACAGCUUGAUCUCAAUACUCGCCGCGUUCAUAAUAACGAAUUUCCUUCCGGGAACUCAAGCAUCAAUCAUUCUAGCGCACACUUGCUUCUUAGUAAGUACAUAACUUUGCUAGUAAGAUUUUACCGAUUGGGAGCUUUGGAUUGAAGCAAAUUUCGAAUUUUUUUUUGUUUCCAGUGCAAAUUUUAUACAGACACGUCAGAAAGGAACUUUGAAAAUGUUUUGAAUUUUGGGAAGAAUAAUUCGUAAAUUUUUAUUAUAUAUUUUGACAAACUUUAACUGUUUUUCUUUACUCGAUUUGGAGCAAGUUAUGAGUUUUAAUCUUUAGAAACAUUUAUUUGUCAUUUUUUUGACUUUUAAAUAAUCUUUAUUCAAAGGUUCUAUCGAUUCUAAUGAUUUUUGAGCAGAAUAAUUGAACUUCAACCUCCAAAAUGGUACAUGAAACAGCUCGAUUCAUUUAGUUUCAGGGAAAUUAAAUUUCUGAAAAUUGGCUACAUCACUUUUUGAUGUAUCAGAUGAAGAUUCUGAAAAUCAAAAACCCGCCAAAAAUCUUUUAGUUUUUUUGAGAGAUAAGGUCAAAGAAAACCAUGAAAAUUCUAAUAAAAUGGGAUAUUUUUGGCUAUUUCGAGCCCUUAUUUCUCGACAAUUUUGAAGGUUGAAACUUUCAGAAAAUUCUUAUGGUACGUCAGAAAGUAUUCUUGAAUAUUUUCAUGUAAAUCCAGACCUUGAAAUAAAAUGACCUUCCUUGUAAAUCAGGCAUAUGUUUUCUAUGGUCUUCUAGAAACUCCUAAUAGUUUGGUUUACCUGAAAAAAACAAUAGAAACCUGAAAAAUAGUAUAUUCAAUCACAGGAGAGUUGAAAUUUCGAAGCCUUUCCCUUGCCGCCUAAAUUUAAAAUCAAAACGAAAAAGUGACUACUUUAGGGACACCUUCUGGUCGGUUACUGGUACAUGGAGACGGACGGCUACGACAUAACGUGGACGACGCCGUUCUGCAUCAUGACGCUGCGGUUCAUCGGCCUGGUGAUGGAUGUUUAUGACGGCGUCCAUCAUGUUCGUCCUUUUUGUCACUUCUUUCGCGCCCAACAACAUCUUCUUUUUGUUUUGUUUUGACAGUGAAUCAUCUUUAGGCGAAGCUGCGCGAUGACCAGAAGGAGACCGCCAUCCGCGACGCUCCCGGUCUUUUGGAGGUUUGGAGGGAUCGUUAAGUGUUUCUUGGAAAAAAGCGGAGUAAAAUGCACAUACGUAACGGUUCGGAAGGAAAUUUUUGAGGCAAUCGUCAGUUUUCAUCUUGGAAAAAGACUCAAGAAGGGGUAAAAUAAAUUACGAUAUUUUCUUUGAAGGCGAUUUUUGAGGGAACCUCAAAGUUUUUUUCCUUAGAAAAGAAAAACGUUUGAAAAAAAAAAGUAAGGUCUCGUUUUGAAAAUGAAUUUUUAGAGCGAGUUUCGAAGUUUUUUUCUAUCCAUCCCCAUAAAAAUUCGUUUCUCACAGGCUGUUGUCCUAUUGAAAAAAAGUUUCGUUUCAAGUUUUUUUACCAAGAUUAGUUUGAUUUUAUUAAUUUAGACGAAAAGCUUUUCGAAAUCAAAAGAAAAACUUAUAAACUCGAAGAGAAGGGCUAUGGGAAAAGAAAUAUUACCUAAGUUCGAAAUGUCAUGAAAAAAAGGGUCAGAAAAUAUUUUAAUAAUAAAAAAGCGUUUUUUUUUUGAUUUUGAAUCGAUUUUCAGUGUCGUAGGUGGAAAUUACUGGUUCUAUCAAAAUCAACAAAAUGGCCAAAAAUUUAAAGAAGUUAUAUUUUUUUCGUCUUCAAAAAGUCUUGUGGUAGGCCAAAAAUUAAAAAAAGCUUUUUUUACUUGUUCAUAAAAAUAAUGCGGCUUAGCUUCUCUCGAGUUAACCCUAAAUUUGAAGAUUGCCGCUUUCGGGUACUUUUUCGCCGGGACUUUGGUCGGACCGCAGUUCAGCUUUUCCCGUUUCCGAUCUUUUGUCAACGGGGAAUAUCUUCAUGAAGGACAGCCUCGUCAGAGCGCGUAAGAGUCGAUAUUUACCUAACUUUGAGAAAAAUACCGAAAGAAAAGCGAUAUCGCUAGCGAUACAGUAGAGAACUUGCAAAUUUUGUCGCGCAUUUUUCUAACUAGGAACGUUUUUGCGUAAUUUGCGGAUCUUAAAAAGUUCCGUAAUAAGGGCGAUAACCUACCUAGCAUUUUAGAAACCUUCAAAAAUUUUUUUGAGUGCGGGAGAAAGGCGAUGUCGCGAGGUAAGAGCGACAUGUUAGUGAAUUCGUCAAUUUACCGCGAUAUCACAUUUCGCUUCCAGGAUUACCUGUAUUAUCAGUAUAGAAAAAGAUGAAGCUAUAAACCUUGAAAGAAACAGUGAAUUAACGUUUCCCUCGCAGUUUGAUGCCGUCGAUUGGAAGAUUCUUGGCCGGCUGCACCUACAUGGUCCUCAAUCAGUGGGGCAACGUCUGGAUCCCCGAUUCCUUUUUCAAUUCUCAGCAGUUCUUCGUGAGUUUCCUGUUAUUGACUGAAUGAAUUAGGGAAAAAUAGAGGGAUUUAUAAAUUAAUAAAUUCUGAGUUUUCAUCAUGAUCAGUUUAUUUAUGCAAUAAAUAAAAUAAAAUAUUCUCUGAGGGCCAUCAGAUCUCUUAUGAGGAAAGUCGAAUAAGAAAAAUAGAAACAAGAAAAAAAUUUUUCUAUGUAUAUUCAAAUGAAGAGCUUAGAAAUUAAAAAAAGCUAAAUUUUAAGAAUAAUAAACUUUUUGAAAUUUCUUUUUGAAAAAGGAUGAAUAACAAGAUUGAACGAUGAAGAAAUAAAUUCCGUUAAAAAGCUCCAGUGAAAGCGUAAAUUGAUGAAUAACCCAGAUAAUGUUUCUUUUUGAAAAAAACCUUUUGUCGCCAUUUUCAGACUUCACGUCAUAAGUUAACACUGAAUUCAGUUGAUUUAGUUGGAAAUAAUCAAUUUUGAAACUUGAAAACUCCAAACAUCAUAAAAAAAGCGAUUUAAAAAAACAGUUAAUAUGAGUUUUCUAAUGUUUCAGUCACAUAACCUGGGUAGAAAGGCCAUUUUUAUGCAUUUCAAUUUAUUUCUGGCAAAAAAAUUUUUCGAAGCUUUUAUUUUUUUGAUUUUCAAGAGGUCAGAAGGGAUAAUUUGUUAAUUUUAACUUGUCGUUACAACUCAUUUUUUUAGAAAGUUCAAAAUGGAAAAAACUCGCCCCUGUCGUAGCACCAGUGCAAAAACGAUUUAUCUCCUUUUCAAGCCUCAGCAAAUGAGAAAUAUAAGAUUCCCGUUUCAAUUUUUGAAUUUAUACUCUUACUAUCGAUUAUAUCGAGAAGAUAUUUGGAAUUUGUAAUUUUUUCCCAAGAAUUUUCAAAUUUCAUUUUCUGAAUCUAGGACAUGUCGUUCUUCUGGCGAUGGACCUGGACGACGAUUUGGUUCCGUCUGACCAUGUACCGCUACUGUGCCAUGUGGCUGAUGAUGGUAAAACUGUCGAAAUUCGAAAAAUUUAUAAUAAAAACAUUUUCCAAGGAAGGUGCGGCCAUUUUGAGUGGAAUCGGGUACAACGGAAAGGACAAGGCUGGAAAUGAUAGGUACAUUCUGGAGUUUCUUUCUGAGAAAGUUUUUUUGAAAGGUUCAAAAUUGCUUUUUUUGAGAAAAAAACAUCUUUCAAACUAUAUCAAGUCAUGAAAAUAAAUAUUUGGAUCGAAAGCGGUACAAAAUUUGCAAUAUAAAUCGAUUUUUUUAGGGUAAAAAAAUAAACGCAAAUAAGGCUUUUGGGGGAAAAAAAUAGUAACUUUUUCUUUUUUAAUAUCUUAAUCUUCUGUAUUUCUCUUGGAUCAUUUUCAUUUUCCUACAAAUUCACAAUAUAUAUUUUUUUUUCUCACUCCCUUUUUUUCACAAAACGUCUCUGGAAUGAUUUGGAAUAUUCUUUGAUUUACUGGACCUUCAAGUGAUCGUUUUCUAAUUAAUUAAUAACCAUAUAACUUGUGAUAAUUUUAGAUGGGACGGAGUCCGAGAUAUCCACAUUUUGGUUUGGGAAACGGGACAUGACUACACUUCUGUCGUUUCUUCCUUCAACUGCGGAACCAACACUUUUGCCAAAAAGUUUGUUUUUUUUUCCGUUUCUUCUAGGUGAGGUUUCAUGGUGGGAAAGUUGGACAAAAAUUGAGUUUUUUUUUGUUGAAUAUUCGAAUUCUUACUAGUAUUUUUUUUAACCGGAAAAUGUGAAAAUUUAACUAUCCCUUACUUUGGCGGAGGAGGUCUUUCUAAGGUUCUGAACGUAGAAAGAAGAAUUCCCACUAGAGUGACAACUUACGGCUUUCUAGGGAUCUUUUGAGAAGGGCUACUGAUAUUUAUUUUUUUGAACUAUUUUUUUAUUGUAAUUUGUCAAGUUUCAUGUUUUAGAUAAGUUUAGAAAAAUCUUAAAAAGCAACGAUUUUUUUCUGGGCCCUGUUUGUUCAGAAAAUACUUGAAAAAUUUGACUUUUUUUGUAAAUUCAAAAAAAGGACGAAAAAUAUUUCAAAAAAAUGACUCUAGUCAUUUUUCUGUGUUGCUUACGCCGUGUUCAAAGUAACUUCCGCGAAAUUCAAAAUUUUCCCUGACUCUCCAAAAAUUAGUUAUCUUCUCCACUCUCUGACGGUUUUUUUGAAUUUCUCGGAGUCACUUUGAACACGAAAUUAGUGUUUCAAGCAUUCGUUUUCCGGUUCCGAGAAAGUUUGUUAUAGUUAAGUUGAAAAAAAACCACCUGAUUGAAUUCAUUUUUGAGGAAAAAGAACCUAUUUUUCACGAUUUUAUGAAAAAAAAAGCCGAAUGAUCUGUAGGAAUAACUGCUCUUACAAAAAUGGGGGUGUAAGUAUGUACCCCGCAGUGAACCCCGAAAAAAGUGAGCUUUUCGUUGAUGUUUGCGCUGAACCCCGCGUUGGACCUGAAUGGGGUGAACCCCUGGGGCAACCGGUCAGAAAUGAAAAGUUCUUUUUGAGCUACCGAAACGACCUAGGAUGAAACGGUAGAAAAUGGUGAUAUGGGGAAACAAACCACUUCGAAAUCGUGUACGGAAAAAGUACCUUAAUGGGCAUUUAAAGCUAAACGGGGUGCACCCCUGGUUACACUGCGGGGUGAAACGAGAGUUGGACGCGGGGUGCACCGCAACUUUUGUUAGAGUGGUACAACUAAAAAAAAAACCCGAAUCUCUUACAGUCACAUCUUCCGCCGUUUGCGCUGGAUGGGAAACAAAUUGGCGUCCCAUUUGGUCACCCUGAUGUACUUGGCCGUCUGGCACGGAUACCAUCUCGGCUAUUUCCUGCUCUUCCUCAUCGAACUCGCCUGCGUCGUUUCCCAGGAACAGGUUCAAAUUGCCUCUCCCUCGAAACCGCGAAAUUCUAUAGUCCUCUUUUUUCAGGUUUUUUGAGCCAGAAAUAAACUAAAAAUACAUUAAAAAGGCCUUUCUAACCAGGUUAUGUGACUCAAACAUUAGAAAAACUCAUAUUAACUGUUUUUUUAAAUCGCUUUUUUUAUGAUGUUUGGAGUUUUUCAAGUUUCAAAAAUUGAUUAGUUCCAACUAAAUCAACUGAAUUCAGUGUUAACUUAUGACGUGAAGUCUGAAAAAUGGCGACAAAAAAACUAUUUCGAAUAUCGUGAAGUUUCUCUAACUUUUGGUUAUUGUUCCGUCUUUCAUCGUAUAGAGAAUUUUUGAGGCUUUUUGAAAGUUUGUAUUCAUUGAGAACGUGAAACAGGGAUCUCAUUUUUUUCUUCAUAUUUUUUUGAAAAAUUAAUUUAAGAUUGAUUGAAAUUUGAUGACCAUCAAAGUCUGAAAUGCCUUAUUAGUUCAUUUUUUUAUAGUUCUUCAUGGAAAGGGUUCUUUAGAGAGGUGAAAAAAUCAAGAAAAGAUUAGCAAUACGAAAAUUGAAAAGAAGUGCUUUGAAGUUGUGACGACUGUUAUUUGUAACACCCUGGUGGAAUUUCGGCUCGUAAAAACAGCUCAGAAAGUUUCAGAAAGAUUAAGCUCCAUACGAAAAAAUGUUUCGCAGCUUUUUCUAGCGCUACUGUACUUCAUUUUCUGUCUAGGAAGCUUCCAAACGCAUUUUUCUAUAAAAUAUCUAAAAUUUAAGCUUUAUCACUUGAUCGCGCGAACUCCGGGAUGGUCGGAGACGUUGGCGAAGCCUUGGGCGCGGCCUUUCGCUUGGCUUUUCGGCAAAUUGACCAUUUCCUACUCGAUGGGAUUCGCGUUCCUCAUGUUUGGCCUCAUCAAGAGCAAGUACUGGAUCGCGGUUCGUUAUUUCUCCUUUCCCACGUGAACUUUUCCCUUUUUCUUCAGCCCGUCAAGUCGCUCUACUUUAUUGGCUUCAUCAUUUACUUUGUCGCCUGGCCGAUUACUUACCAGGUCCUUCUCAGGGUCUUACCGAGAAAGCCAAAGGUUUUUUUGAUAACUUUUAACCUAAAAAAAUUAAAAAAAUUCAGGAAAAAAAUCUACUGAAGCAAAAGCCGGUGCACGAAGAGAAGAAGGAGUUGUAA
Molecule: messenger RNA, 6908 nt
Organism: Caenorhabditis auriculariae
Lineage: Eukaryota; Metazoa; Nematoda; Chromadorea; Rhabditida; Rhabditidae
Source: the annotation of a GenBank genome assembly